GGAGGUAUCCGCAGCUCGUACGCCAAUCUGGAAUACAACGUGAGGAACAGGAAGUGACCCGGCUCAGCCGCGGCCUCCAUCUCCCAGCAUUCCCUGCGGCGCCCAUUGUAAACAGGCGAGCUGCAGAACCAUGUAUGCAAUGCACGACCGUGCCCGUGUCGCCGUGGCCCUGGCUAUGGUGGCCCUUGUGCUAGACCAGAGGAGCAAGAGGAGGAGGAGGAGGAGAUGCAGGGCAAAGGAGCAGCUGCGCAGGAGGAGGGGGCCCCAGGGGCCCCUGAGGCGUGGGAUAAGGGACAAUAACCCUGAUGACUUCAGGGUCGCCUUGGGGCUGACAGACCCCGCUUUCCAGGAGCUGCUGCAGCUGGUGACCCCCUUCGCCAAAAUGCAGAAUCACGACGCGCGCCUACCCUCAGUCGUCAGCGCCGAGCAGAGAUUGGCGGCGACGCUACGCUUCCUGGCUGCGGGACGUUCCUUGGAAGACAUUAAGUCCUCGACGGACAUAUCCGUCCAGGAUCUGGGCGACAUAAUCCCGGAGACGUGCGAGGCGAUCAUUCAGGCGCUGGAAGGGGAAUACCUGAAGUUCCCUUCGACAUGUGAGGAGUGGCAAGAGAUCGCGCACAAUUUUGAAGAAAAGUUUCAUUUCCCAAAUUGUGGUGGAGCCAUCGGUGGCAAACAUGUACGGAUAAUGCCUCCGGCCACCAGUGGGUCAUACUUCUGUAACUACAGUGGGUUCUCUAGCAUUCUUCUCACUGCUAUUGUCAACGCGAAUUCUGAAUUUAUCUUCGUGGAUGUUGGCACAAAUGAUGGAGUGUCUGUCGGCGGCGCCUUGGAGCAGACUGUUCUCUACCAUAAACUACAGAAUGGUUCCUUAAACCUACCUUCUGUCAGACAAACCAAGCACGGCCUCAAUUUCGUGUUUGUUGCCAGUGAUGCCUUCGCCUUGCAUUUGAAUGUUCUAAAACCGUUCCCCCAAAGCGUCCUAACACCUGAAAGACGCGUUUUCAAUGAUAGACUAUCACGAGCAAGGCGAGCGGUGGAAAACGCUUUCGGGAUACUGAGUAAUCGGUUCAGGAUUUUCAGUACGUCCAUAAUGAUGCACCCAGAUAAAAUCGACAAAGUAGUAGUGGCCUGCUGCGUGCUGCACAACUAUUUAAGGCGCCAACAGCAGUCUGGUUCCCAUGCAGCAGCGGAGGACUGUGUUGACGGUUUAAGAUGGACCCCACCGGAGAUCGACGAAUCGGGAAAUCCGACAGGUCACGCUAAAGUAAAUCGGGACAGUUACGUGAACUAUUUCAAUGGGCCUGGUGUAGUGGGCCGGCAAGAUAACAUUGCCUUAUAAAUCUAACAUACGUGCGUGUUAUUGCCAUGUUACAGCUGUGUAAUACCUUUUUGUUUUUACAUGUUAUAUGUUCUCGGUUAAAAUUUGGACCAUGUUAGUUUCCAAUCUUCAGCAUAACACUAAGGCUUGUGCCAAUGGAAGAUAACUUUUAUGUUUUGCAAAAAUAAAUUUUUUGAUCUGUUUAA
This is a messenger RNA of Pseudophryne corroboree (corroboree frog), 1524 nucleotides long. RefSeq names its product putative nuclease HARBI1. The coding region runs from base 131 to 1339 and encodes 402 amino acids. The transcript is spliced from 2 exons. The record is from RefSeq and is a predicted model, not a curated record. NCBI's taxonomy places the organism in Eukaryota, Metazoa, Chordata, Amphibia, Anura, Myobatrachidae.